GCAGCCAGGCCAGGCUCGAGCUUAAGACUUACCAUGUCGGCCAGGCAGUGAUAGACCCUGGCUAUGUCCAGGUAGGCUUGAAAUGGUUUUGAGAUUCAAAGAGUCUGUGGGACUCGACCAAGUCGACUUGGACUCGGUUGGAACCGGUCCGGUUCGACACCACGAGUUACAGCCCACUUACACCUCUGCUCCGCAACGAAAAGACUCUACAGCGCCGAACUAGAAAACCAAGAGAGAGAAUGUGGAGACGGCGAGUACUGUUGCUGCUGAAGCCCUUCGACGUGUACCCGCCCAGGAGUACGGGCACCGUCUCAUCUCCUCUCCCUGGCGUCAAAAACCCUCAGAUUUUAGGUUAUUUGGAUGAUAGAUGCAGAGUUCAUAAGGAGACAAUAAACUACUGUCAGGAUGUCUUACAGCGCAAAUCACUUGAUUUGGAGCCUGUCUUCCGUAAUGAUCUUUCUCAACCAAUACGCCAUGUGGAUCUGGUCAUUACGGUUGGUGGCGAUGGCACACUUUUGCAGGCCAGUCACUUCAUGGAUGACUCUAUUCCCAUUGUAGGGGUGAACUCAGACCCCACCCAAGUCGAAGAGGUGAAAGAAUUCAGUAAUGAGUUUGAUGCUACAAGGAGCACUGGUUAUCUUUGCGCUGCAACGGCAGCAAACUUCGAACAAGUACUAGAUGAAAUCCUUGAGGGUUAUAAAGCUCCUUCCGAACUCUCCAGGAUAUCAAUAUGCUUAAACGAUCAUCCGUUGUCAACCUAUGCUCUGAACGACAUUCUAGUUGCACACCCAUGCCCGGCCACAGUAUCUCGCUUCUCAUUUCUGAUCACAGGGCACGGUCAGAAGAGCUCUUCUUUAGUGAACAGUAGAUCAAGUGGUCUCAGAGUCUCCACUGCCGCUGGAUCAACUGCUGCAAUGCUUUCAGCAGGAGGAUUUCCAAUGCCUGUUUCAUCCAAAGAUCUCCAGUAUAUGGUAAGAGAGCCCAUUUUGCCCAGGGCUGACGAGGUGCCUUUAAUGCAUGGAAUUAUCAGAGCUGAUCAAACCAUGGAUGCCACAUGGUUCAGUAAAGAAGGCGUUUUAUACAUUGACGGUUCUCAUGUAUUUCAUUCACUCCGGCAUGGAGACACCAUUGAAAUAUCAUCGAAGGCCCCUAUCUUGAAAGUUUUCUUGCCCCCUCACCUGCUAUCAUAGCUCAUACACGAUAAAAGAUGGUACUCGAUCCUCA
Magnolia sinica is the source of this 1224-nucleotide messenger RNA. Its product is annotated as probable NADH kinase. The coding region runs from base 240 to 1190 and encodes 316 amino acids. The record is from RefSeq and is a predicted model, not a curated record. Lineage: Eukaryota; Viridiplantae; Streptophyta; Magnoliopsida; Magnoliales; Magnoliaceae. Gene Ontology annotation, biological process: NADP+ biosynthetic process; NAD+ metabolic process. The transcript is spliced from 5 exons. Gene Ontology annotation, molecular function: NAD+ kinase activity.